CUAUGAUCAUCACUCGGUACAAAAUAUUUCUCGGUCGAGGAACUGGGCAAAGUCCCUGACAGGAGCGCUUUGUGCGUUGUUUUGCUGUGAGUCCAUGGUGAGACUAGCCGGUAAAAUGUCGAAUUGUGUUACUUUUCAGACCAAAUUAUCAUCCAUUGUGGAUGUACUGGUUCAAGCGGCCGUGGCAGUAAUAGGCAACCUUGUUGGCGAUGACUCCGUCCUCACGUUACGUUUGAAAGUGGCUCAGGGUGAGAUGAACAGUGAAGUGCUGAAGAAGAAACUACAGACACAAAACGAACUAAUAACGACACGAUUCGCCUCAAUCAUGGGAAUACUGGGUAAAGAGGCCAUUGAGAAAAUUUUCAAGCUUGUUGACGAGACGAAAGCAGAACUGAUGGAGUGUGAAAUAGUAACUGUUGAAGAAGCAUCGCUGGAGAAUUCUGUAAAAAGUGAGGAUGAGUGUUCCCAGGAUGUCAGUAUGGAAAAAGGAGAGCCCUCUAUAGUUGUGAAUGAGGAAGACUGUCAACUGGAUCGUGUUAUCCUGAAAGGCAAGGAUAUGUCUGAAGGAAAAGGAGGCCGAUCUUGGGUGUGGGGCCACUUCACCUUGCUUUCUUCCAACAAGGUGCAAUGUGGCCUUUGCAACAAUCUGCUAAGUUAUUACAAAAACACGUCUGGAAUGCUACGACACAUAAGGACAAGGCACCCCGCCGUGCAUCAGUGGGACACUCCUAGCAUUGUUGUGGCUGCCACACAGACUGACCCAGAGGGCCUCAUGGGACAGGCUGAAAUGGAUGCAGAUAUGGAAAUUCCCGAAGGGAGAAUUGGCCGAUCUUGGGUGUGGGACUACUUCACCUUGCUUAAUCCCAACAAGGUGCAAUGUGGCCUGUGUCAAAACAUGCUAAGCUAUAACAAAAACACGUCUGGGAUGCUACGACACAUAAGGACAAGACAUCCCGCAGCUAUCCUUAUUGGGGCUGCUGCAGCACAGACUGAACCAGAGGCCUUCUUGGGACAGGCUGAGCUGGAGGUGGAGCUGGAUUCUUCUGAAGGCAGAGGAGGCCGUUCUUGGGUGUGGGACCACUUCACUUUGUUUGGGCCCAACAAGGUGCGAUGCAGCUUCUGCAACAACAUGCUGAGCUAUAACAAAAACACGUCCGGGAUGCUGCGGCACCUAAGGUCAAGACAUCCCAGCGUGCAUCAGGGUGCUAAUGCUAUAUUUGGUGCAAGGACUAAACCAGUCCGCAGACGUGGAGGACAGUGUGGGACCUUCUCAGACGAGGGAGGAGAAACCUGAAGAGGAUUCUGGGAGCACUGACCCACCGCGAGGCCUGUAGAUCAAUGUGCACGGAGCUGUAGAGUCUGGCUCUGAUGUUGGAGUGAGGUCGCACUUUCACUCAGACCAUCGAUAUUACCGUGCUGUUCUGAGGAGAGUUAUAACGCAAGGCCCACACGAGUCAAAUUCUGAUUUCAAAAACGGGAUCAUUCUAUCCGGAGUGACAGCGUCAGCACAGCAAAGAGCAAGAAGACUUACAGCAGAGCAGGAAGGGAGGAAAGAAGAGAAUUGUGGGAAAUGUUUUCACAAACUAAGUCUCCUUCGUUAACACCAACAAUUUAACACUGGAGAGAAAGCAUUCGGCUUCAGACCGAAAUGUCUAGCACUGGAGAGAAACAAUGCCUCUCUGAUGUGAAAUGCUUAACAGUAUAAUCUCAAAACACAUCAGGCCACAUCAUCUCUGUGACAUGCGUAGAAAGGAGUUUGAUAAAGUUGUGUUAUCUCAAAAGGCACCAGAUAAUUUGCCAAGGAGAGAAACCGUUUAUCUGUGAUGUAUGUGCGGAAACCUUUCCGCAAGGCAUAUAAUCUCCAAACACAUCGGGCCAUUCACGGCAGAGAAACAAAUGACUUGUGCUGUACAUGUGAAAAAUCAGUAGUUCGGAACUAUCAUGGCCACAAGCGAAGACACACUAAAGUGAAAGCUUUAGCUUGCUACAUGAUAACUGUUUCUAAUGUUCUGGGACUUUUACGCACCAGGUUAUUCACACUAGACAGAAGCCAUUCAGUUGUAAAAUGUGGGAAAUGUUUCCGCCAAGCAGGUGGCCUUAAAAAUAUAAUAUUACAGAUUAGGGAGACCGUAUGGCCGAGUCCAUAGGGUGGCCAACUUAACUGAAGUAUGAAUCCCCGUGUGGACGGGGGUUCGAUUCCCCACUGUAAUGCUUUUCUGUCCUGUGUUCCUAUCUCUAUCUGUAACCCUCUCCGCUUUCCCCCUGUCUGAAUAAAGUGAAAAGGUAUGUAAGGAGG
Messenger RNA from Anguilla rostrata (American eel), 2296 nucleotides. RefSeq lists its product as uncharacterized. The record is from RefSeq and is a predicted model, not a curated record. The transcript is spliced from 10 exons. Gene Ontology annotation, molecular function: DNA binding. Lineage: Eukaryota; Metazoa; Chordata; Actinopteri; Anguilliformes; Anguillidae. Bases 95 to 1294 code for a protein of 399 amino acids.